Phacochoerus africanus (Common warthog) is the source of this 838-nucleotide messenger RNA. RefSeq names its product SWI5 homologous recombination repair protein (gene SWI5). The coding region runs from base 1 to 558 and encodes 185 amino acids. NCBI's taxonomy places the organism in Eukaryota, Metazoa, Chordata, Mammalia, Artiodactyla, Suidae. The record is from RefSeq and is a predicted model, not a curated record. Gene Ontology annotation, cellular component: Swi5-Swi2 complex; Swi5-Sfr1 complex. The transcript is spliced from 5 exons. Gene Ontology annotation, biological process: double-strand break repair via homologous recombination.
AUGGAUCACCUCCAGAGGCCUCCAUCCGCUCCUCCAGACUCUACCCCCUGUCCGAAUACCCUCCUCGAGGAACCCCACCCUGAUCCCGGGAGCAUUAUCUGCCCCCCGACCCAGUCCCGGUCGCUCCUCCCGCACGGCUGUUCCUCCUCUCACACCCCCAGAGUACCGCUUUCCUGCCGAGGCGGACUCUGGGUCCAAUCAACUUUUUCCCUUGGAUUCCUCUCCAGGACUCAACCAGGACUUUCCAAAAGCUGCCGCGGCGCCUUCCGAUCCCCUCGGCCAUCUGCCAAGUGUGACCAGGCUGAUGCAGCCAGUGAGGAUUCUCUGCACCUAGACAUUCAGAGGCUGAAGGAGAAGAGGGACAUGCUGGACAAGGAGCUCUCCCAAUUCAUAUCUGAAGGCUACAGUGUGGAUGAACUGGAGGACCACAUCGCCCAGCUCCACGAGUAUAAUGACAUCAAGGAUGUCGGCCAGAUGCUCCUGGGUAAACUAGCUGUGAUCCGAGGUGUCACUACCAAAGAGUUGUAUCCAGAAUUUGGCCUGGACAUGGACGACUGAGCAGAGGCUCACAGCCCCUUGUUCACGGUCCACCGGGACAGGUGGAUGUGGACGGGAGAAGCAGUGAGAGCCCAGCCAGAGCACCUGCAGCUUUCCAGCGAGGAAGUGUCAGAAGCCCUCUUCUAGAGAUCCCAGACUGAGCCAGGAAGGAGCCCAGGGGAGGCGGGGGCAGAAAGGAAGGGGUGUUCCCAGCUCCGAGGUUCCUGAAAUGGCCCAGUGACACCUGUGUAUGUGUAGAAGUAUCCUAUUUGUAAAUAAACAUGUGUGAUCUUGGCACAAA